AUGCCUUUGAACGAAGCCGCCCAACUGGUUAUGAGUGCCCUAAAUUCUCCUUCCGAUAAUCGAACACUACGGUUUACAGAAAAUGGCACUUUCCACAUUUCAAUAUUUGAAGAUCUGCAUUUCGCCGAAGACGAUGACAAGGAUGCCAAGACCCAAAAACUCAUGACGCAAAUUCUCUCCCAGGAAGAGACACAACCACAACUGGUUGUUCUCAACGGUGAUUUGAUAUCCGGCGAAGCCACAAAGGCUGACAAUGCCGAUCAAUACCUCGAUGAAGUGGUAGCACCACUAGUUAGUGCCGGAAAAUUAUGGGCAUCGACCUACGGCAAUCAUGAUAGUAAUCCGAACUUAGAUCCGCUGAAAGAUAUCUACGAAAAAGAACAAAGCUACUCGAAUAGUUUGACAAAACGCAUGGUAUCCGGCUCCAAGGCUGGAAUAACGAAUUAUUACUUACCGGUGUAUCCACAAAAAACUUCCGAGAGUAUACCUGCGCUAAUACUGUGGUUCUUCGAUUCCAAAGGAGGGAAUUAUGCGAAAAAUCGAGGAGAUAAUAGAUCAGGCGCUAGGGGUGAUUGGGCAAUUGACUGGUUUCAUGAAGCGAAGGCCAAUCUAACGACGGAAUAUGGUCGAGUUAUUCCAUCUAUCGCAUUCUAUCAUAUUCCUGUCCAUGCAAUGUUUGCGUUCCAGAAAAAAGGCGUGGACUUGAACAAAACACCCGGUAUAAAUGGGGAAACAGUUGUAUCCCAAGGAUCUGGCGAUACAAACUAUACUGGGCAAGAUAGCCGGUUUAUGCGCGCUCUUCUUGACACUAAGGGACUAAUGGCGACGUUCAGCGGUCAUGAUCACCAGGAUGAUUGGUGCUUCAAAUGGGAUGGUCAUAAUAUGACUGGAGAUGGAAUUCACAUGUGUUAUGGUCGACGGACAGGAUAUGGAGGUUAUGGCGAUGCUGUCCGGGGUGCACGUCAAAUCCUUCUGAAUCAAGAAAAUUUCAAGCAUGAAUUACAGACAUGGGUUCGGUUAGAAGAUGGAAAUAUUUCAGCACCAAUCACGCUAAACUCGACAUAUGGUAAAGACCAAUACGGAAAAGUGUUUCAGAAAGAGGUGAAAACUUCGGCAGGCCCUAGUAUCUACGACCAGUCAGCACUUCUUCUCCUCGUCUAUCUUUGCAUUUCUGCCUUCUCUAUUUCAUAUUUUAGACAUUGA
Messenger RNA from Penicillium taxi, 1203 nucleotides. RefSeq names its product metallophosphoesterase family protein. The record is from RefSeq and is a predicted model, not a curated record. Gene Ontology annotation, molecular function: hydrolase activity, acting on ester bonds. Gene Ontology annotation, cellular component: cytoplasm. The transcript has 6 exons. Bases 1 to 1203 code for a protein of 400 amino acids. NCBI's taxonomy places the organism in Eukaryota, Fungi, Ascomycota, Eurotiomycetes, Eurotiales, Aspergillaceae.